Molecule: messenger RNA, 1609 nt
Organism: Myxozyma melibiosi
Lineage: Eukaryota; Fungi; Ascomycota; Lipomycetes; Lipomycetales; Lipomycetaceae
Product: pre-mRNA splicing factor prp46
Exons: 3
Coding region: 98-1555 (485 amino acids)
Biological process (GO): mRNA splicing, via spliceosome
Cellular component (GO): Prp19 complex; precatalytic spliceosome; catalytic step 2 spliceosome
Molecular function (GO): protein binding
Source: RefSeq, a predicted model, not a curated record
CAUCUCGACCACCGCAAAAACCCAUCCUUCGCUCCUCCCACCUUCUUCACAACCUCCUCCGCACAGGCUGUUUGUAUACUGCAUAUACAUAUAAAAAAUGGCUGCGAUUGAUGAUAUUGACCGUGUUGAGCGGUUGAAUAAACGCAGCCGUGAUCUGUUUGGCAAAGCAUACGGCUUUUCUGUCGAUUACAAUGAGCCUACGAGCCAACGAAUAAGAUACACAUCAAAACUCCGCUCAGAGUACUCUUCCUCCCGCACCCCUCUCCCGCCACACAUCGCCGCAAAACUCCCCCCGGCCAACAACGCGACCCGCAAAAAAGAAGACGCAGCUCGGAAAGAUAUCGAUCCGCUUUUGAAUGAGAUUCUACCGCCGCCGCCGCCGCCGGGAUCGCUGCAACCCCGUGCGUCGAUGGAGUCCAGCGCUCUUACUAUUUCCUCACACAACAGCGAGACUGCACCUCCACCACCAUCACAACAACAACAGCAGCAGCUCACGCUUCACCGUCAGCCGCAAUCAAGCGCCGCCCGCGCACUCAUGGAGCGCCGCGCGAACGUGACGCAGAUCAAGCCGGAGUGGCACGCGCCGUGGAAGCUGAUGCGGGUGAUUUCCGGCCACCUAGGCUGGGUGCGCAGCGUGUGCGUCGAGCCGGAUAACCAGUGGUUCGCGACCGGCGCGGGCGACCGCACGAUCAAGAUCUGGGACCUCGCAAGCGGGACGCUCAAGCUGACGCUGACGGGCCACAUCAUGACCGUGCGCGGGCUGGCCGUGUCGCCCCGGCAUCCGUACCUGUUCAGCGCGGGCGAGGAUAAGAUGAUCAAGUGCUGGGAUCUGGAGCAGAAUAAGGUGAUUAGACACUACCACGGCAGUCUGAGCGGCGUCUACGCGCUCGACCUGCAUCCGACGCUCGACGUGCUGGUUACCGCUGGCCGCGACGGCGUCGCGCGCGUGUGGGACAUGCGCUCGCGCAGAGAGGUGCAUGUGCUCGCGGGCCACAAGGGAACAAUCAGCUCGGUCAAGUGCCAGGCCGAGGACCCGCAGGUUCUGACCGGAAGCAUGGACACGCAGGUGCGCCUGUGGGAUCUGGCAGCGGGCAAGACGCAGACGGUGCUGACGCACCACAAGAAAUCCGUGCGCGCGCUCACGACGCAUCCGACCGAGUUCACGUUUGCGAGCGGGAGCGCGGAUAACAUCAAGCAGUGGAAGUUGCCGGAGGGCGCGUUCAUGCAAAACUACGAGCCGCAGCACAACGCGAUCGUCAACACGCUCUCGACCAACUCCGACGGCGUCAUGUUCAGCGGCGGCGAUAACGGGACGAUGGCGUUCUUCGACUGGAAGAGCGGGCACAAGUUCCAGGAGAUUGAGACGACGGCCAUGCCGGGCUCGCUUGAUGCCGAGAGCGGGAUCUUUGCGAGCACGUUCGAUCAGACUGGGUUGCGGUUGAUUACGUGCGAGGCGGAUAAGAGUAUAAAGAUCUGGAGAGAGGAUCCAGAGGCUACGCCGGAAAGUCAUCCGGGGUUGGAGUGGAAGCCUAAGCUUGGCCGGCAGCGCUUCUGAUAGAUGUAUACUAGUAAUCAUUACAAUAAAACAUUAAACAACAUAACAACAUAA